UAGGAUUUCCAUGAAAUCAUUGACGGGGCUCUACGAGACCUACAUAACCAUGCUUUGGCACUGUUUAUUGACUACUGCAAUCUACAAAGCUAAGGAGCAAUGGAGAAUCAAGCAGGUAUCAUGAGCCCUGGAACUAUGAUGGUAUCUGCGGUUGACACCGGUCUUAUGGGACAAUUUUGUGCAUUUCUUUGAUGUUUUUGGCACUGUUUAUUCUUUCGAUCUGUGGCCCCCUCAGACCUCGGCAUUUCGUGCGAGUUUAUUUUCAAAAUUAACCUUUACCUUGCAGUAUAGCAAGGUUGCUGUGUUUGAACAUCAGAGUGCAGUGUCGCAACACUGACCUGAAGAAUCACUCUCAAGACUUACUAAAGAUCUCAGUGCCAUGACUCGUUCAUUUGUUUGGCUAUAGACUACGGUCGAAAGUGUAGCAGAUUAGCAGGAUUUUUUCUUCUUUUUUGCUAAAAACUAGCAGUAUAAUUUAUUUGGUGGCAAUGCUGAAAUUGUAAAGUUUCUUUUCUCUUUCUUUUUUGAAAUUGCUCUGCGCUAGAAUAGAUGGGGGCAUAAACGCUGGUUGUGUUGUACAAGCCUCGCUUCGGCAGCGGCAAAGGCAAAGGCCAAGGCCGAAAGGAUUAGGGUUUAGCCAUGGCGGCCGAGGAGCAUGCUCCGCGCACCAAGCCCCACGCCAACAAGACUAAGAAGCGGAAGAAGCCGAAGAAGGACAAGUGGGGCCAGACUCUCUCCGCCGCCGCCGCCGAAGAGCCGUCGGUGGAACCGGAGCAGGAGCCGUCGGUGGAACUGGAGCAGGAGCCCCCGGCGGAGGAGACCACGGAGGCGGCAAAGGCGGAGGAGACCGUGGCGGCGGCGGAGGGCUAUGAGCUCGGCAAGGUGGUGGCGAGCGGCUUGCCGUACACGAUGACAGAGGCGGAGAUCCGGAAACUGUUCGAGUGGUACGGCCCCCUCCGGUCGGUGCAGCUCUCUCGCUUUCCCGACUCCGGCAACUUCCGCGGCCUCGCCUUCGUCUGCUUCGAGUCUGACGAAGUUGCAAUAAAGUCUCUUGAGCUUGAUGGAUUCAAAAUUGGCAACAGAUUUAUGAGGGUUGAAAGAUGCAGGGUGACCGCCAGCUCAAAUAAGAAAAGGAAGGCAGAGUUCCAAACUGACCCUGAGAAGUCUGAAGGCUGCCUCUCGGCAUAUGUUGGCAAUCUCUCAUGGAAUGUUACAGAAAAGGACUUGUGGGAUUUCUUCAAAUCGUCGAAGAUUGCAUCGAUAAGAUUUGCCAUUGAUAGGAGAACCGGAGGUUCUCGUGGCUUCUGCCAUGUUGAUUUUCAAGAUGACGAGUCGCUUGAGAAAGCUGUAGCGAUGAAUCAGUCUGAACUGCAAGGUAGACCUGUCAAAGUAGCGUAUUCAGUCAGUAACAGGGUAUGAAGACUACCCACCGUGGAUUGUUAGCACUAGUGAGCUUUUAAUGUUAUGGUUUUGUUCCCUCAGUUUUGGUUAUUAAUCAUCUUUCGUUUGAUAGAUUUUGGAGUCCAAUCCAUGGUGCUAUUUCUUGCACCCAAUAUUUGCCAAAUAUACUUUGUAAGUUACAGAAACGAAGUGGUUAUACCGCAUCA
Molecule: messenger RNA, 1607 nt
Organism: Phragmites australis (common reed)
Lineage: Eukaryota; Viridiplantae; Streptophyta; Magnoliopsida; Poales; Poaceae
Product: phragmoplastin interacting protein 1-like
Exons: 3
Coding region: 640-1419 (259 amino acids)
Molecular function (GO): RNA binding
Source: RefSeq, a predicted model, not a curated record